AUGGGCAACUGCACCAAAACCUUAGGCAAGAAGCUCUCCAAGGAGAAUAAGCAACCCUCAGAAGCUCUUGACUCCCCAACCUCUACUAGCAGCGACCUGGAUGAAAUGGCUGAUGACACACAGUAUCCACCUUUUCAGAAUUACUCAGUGCUGCAUGGCUUGGUGGGGCCAGCCUGCAUCUUCUUGCGCCAGAGCAUCGCCAUCACAUUGAUCGACCGAAAGCUGCGAGUGGAAGAGAUUGAAGAGCUCAAGGAGGCCUUUCGGGAAUUUGACAAAGAUCGUGAUGGCUACAUCAGCUAUAAGGACUUGGGAGAAUGUAUGCGAACCAUGGGCUACAUGCCUACUGAAAUGGAACUCAUAGAAUUAUCUCAACAAAUAACUGGAGGGAAAGUGGAUUUUGAUGACUUUGUGGAAUUGAUGGGCCCCAAGCUGUUGGCAGAGACAGCAGACAUGAUUGGGGUUAAAGAGCUGCGGGAUGCCUUCCGAGAGUUUGAUACAAAUGGUGAUGGGCAGAUCAGCAUAGCUGAACUACGGGAAGCAAUGCAUAAGCUCCUAGGGCAACGGUUGAACUACCAAGAGGUGGAUGAGAUCCUCCAGGAUGUUGAUUUGAAUGGGGAUGGUCUUGUGGACUUUGAAGAGUUUGUACGGAUGAUGUCUCGUUGAGAAAGACAAGCAGCAGUGCAAGGAUGAAGUGCCUUGAGAGGGACAACUUUACCCUGCCAUAUAUCCCAGCUUCAGUAAAUGCAGCCGUUAGGAGAAAAGGCAGCAAAGAAGAAUUUCCCACAUAUCCUGUGUUCCCUGCCUGGGGCCAAACAGCCACUCCUAAAAUCCAGAGAGUUCAACCAGUUUUACAACCUUUAAGGAUAUUGUGGAUCAUAACCAGAGGAAUACCCUAUCUCUGUACUAAAUAUGGCCAUGCACAUGAACCCCAACUUCUCUUAGAUUUCAGAUGCCAUCAUAUCUUGUUAACUGUUUGCUGUAACACUGAAAUUUCAUUAUAUUCAUUCCAAACAGGAUUAACCAAUGAAGCUCCAAAAUUGUUCUCUGUGCAUUUGUGAAAAUAUUCUAAAUACCUCUGUUCUACUAUAAGAAGGGCUGCUUCUCUUUAUU
This is a messenger RNA of Candoia aspera, 1110 nucleotides long. RefSeq names its product calcium-binding protein 2-like. Gene Ontology annotation, cellular component: cytoplasm. The coding region runs from base 1 to 663 and encodes 220 amino acids. The record is from RefSeq and is a predicted model, not a curated record. NCBI's taxonomy places the organism in Eukaryota, Metazoa, Chordata, Lepidosauria, Squamata, Candoiidae. The transcript has 7 exons. Gene Ontology annotation, molecular function: calcium channel regulator activity; calcium ion binding. Gene Ontology annotation, biological process: regulation of voltage-gated calcium channel activity; visual perception.